Ixodes scapularis (black-legged tick) is the source of this 807-nucleotide messenger RNA. RefSeq names its product PITH domain-containing protein CG6153. NCBI's taxonomy places the organism in Eukaryota, Metazoa, Arthropoda, Arachnida, Ixodida, Ixodidae. Gene Ontology annotation, cellular component: nucleus. The record is from RefSeq and is a predicted model, not a curated record. The transcript is spliced from 7 exons. Bases 149 to 784 code for a protein of 211 amino acids.
UACCCCCCGAGCGAGUUUUGGAAUACAGCCCGUGCUGGUUUGCGUGUUUGUUUACCUCGUUGGCGUUCGCGUUAUUCUUUGAAAACCCUCGGCUCGCUGCAAAAAAAAAGCCGAUUUCUCAAAUAGGCAUUGGGUGGACCGGUGGACGAUGCCGCACGACCACGGCGACCACGGGCACGACUCGUGUGGCCACGGCCACCAACAUUCGCAGGGCCCCGACUUGGGCAUCCAGUACUCGCUCUACUCCAAGAUCGACCUGGACAAUGUGCAAUGCCUCAACGAGGAAGUCGAGGGCAGCGGCAAGCUCGUCUUCAAGCCCUGGGAGCUAAGGCUCGAACUUGACAAGUUUGUGGACAGCGACGCGGACGAGGAGCUCCUCUUCAACAUCCCCUUCACCGGCAACAUCAAGCUCAAGUCCAUCCUGGUCAUGGGCGGGGAGUCUGGCUCCCACCCGUCCAAGAUCCGAAUGUUCAAGAACCGGCCCCGGAUGACGUUUGACGACGCCCGCGCGGAGCCGGAGCAGGAGUUUGAGCUGCACCCGGACAACACGGGCACGCUGGAGUACCCAGUCAAGAUAGUCAAGUUCUCCAGCGUCCAGCACCUGUCGCUCCACUUCCCGAGCAACUUUGGCGCGGACUCCACGAGGAUCUACUACGUGGGCCUCAAGGGAGAGUUCUCCGAGGCUCGUCGCCAGGAGAUCCCCAUCUGCAGCUACGAACUGGCGCCGAACCCGGCCGACCACAAGGUGAAGGACUUCGAGGCCCUCUCCAAGACCGUCCACUGAGGCAGUAAAAGAAGGGAGACUGG